Messenger RNA from Adineta ricciae, 1389 nucleotides. Lineage: Eukaryota; Metazoa; Rotifera; Eurotatoria; Adinetida; Adinetidae. The record is from the annotation of a GenBank genome assembly.
AUGAGUGCACUUGCUAAUCGACCAAAUAGUGGAGCGAUUGGUGGAGUUCCUGGUAGCAGCACUGAUGGCUCAACAGAUAACAAUGUUCUUUCGCAAUAUAAGGUGCUCACUCUAACAUUCAAUCAAGACUGCACAUCACUCGCAAUGGGUACACGAAAAACGUAUGCAUUAUUCACGAUAAGUCAAGAUAAUAAAAUCGAUGAAAUAUACGAUUGUGCCUAUGACGAUGUCUGUAUAAUUGAACGUCUAUUCUCAAGUUCAUUGACAGCACUUGUCAGUAAUCAAGCGCCACGGAAAUUAAAAGUUUGUCAUUUUAAAAAGGGAACGGAAAUAUGUUCGUAUUCAUUUGCGAAUACAAUUCUCGCCGUUAAGCUUAAUCGAUUGCGGCUCAUUGUCUGUUUGGAAGAAAGCAUUUACAUCCAUAACAUGCGCGAUAUGAAAGUCUUACAUACGAUUCGAGAUGUACCAUCCAAUCGUGAAGGUCUUUGCGCCCUAUCAUCGAAUAGUGAAAAUUCAUAUUUAGCGUAUCCGGGCAGUUCUAUAACUGGUGAAAUACAAGUUUUCGAUACAUUAAAUCUAAAACCAGGUAUUAUGAUUAGCGCACAUGAAAGUCCACUCACUGCAAUGGCGUUUGAUAUGACUGGAACCAAAUUGGCUACAGCGUCGAAUAAAGGGACGGUGAUUCGUGUUCAUAGUGCGAUCGAUGGCACUCGACUUUUUGAAUUUCGUCGAGGAGUUCGACGAGUUGCAACCAUCUAUUCAUUAGCAUUUAGUCCUGACGCAAUGUUCUUAGCAGCAUCAAGCAAUACGGAAACAAUUCAUAUAUUCCGUCUCGCUAAUCCGAAAGAAAAAGCACCGGAGGAGGCGACAUGGAUGGGUUACUUUGGUCGCAAAUUGAGUGACGUCGCCCAUUAUUUACCGAAACAAACAUCUGAAGUCUUAACACAAGACCGAUCAUUUGCAUUUGUACACUUACAAUCACCUGGCAUGAAAACAACAAUUGCUAUGAAUGUAUUAAACAAAACAUUGAAGUUAUUCGUCGCCGGUUACGAUGGCGUUGUUUGUGUCUAUGAAGUAAACACAAUUGAUGGCGGUGAAUGCAAGCAAAUCAGUCAAUAUCUCUUAUUCAGUAUGUCUCCUAAUACAACUAAUCAACAAGCAUUAACAACAACAACAAAUGAAACGCGAAAUUCGCUUGACGGCGGUUCUACACGAGUCUAUCCAAACAAUGUUUUAGCAAAUGAUAAUGCAUCGAUUCCAUUAUCAUCCACACCACCACCAACAAGUCCAACAUCGGGCAAAAAUCUUGUUCAUCCUUCAUCAAAUAUUUCCAUUGAUGAACAAAAUUUUCCUCGAUUACCAUCUCCUCCACAAGGUGUUUAUGAUUAG